Humulus lupulus (European hop) is the source of this 2792-nucleotide messenger RNA. RefSeq names its product protein ADP-ribosyltransferase PARP3. The record is from RefSeq and is a predicted model, not a curated record. Lineage: Eukaryota; Viridiplantae; Streptophyta; Magnoliopsida; Rosales; Cannabaceae. Gene Ontology annotation, molecular function: zinc ion binding; NAD+ poly-ADP-ribosyltransferase activity. The transcript is spliced from 18 exons. The coding region runs from base 318 to 2756 and encodes 812 amino acids.
UAGUUAUUAGCCAAGCUUUGCCACUUGUCAACGACACAAGCAAGGGAAGUGACCCAUUUGGACACGUGUCAAACGACACCACAGAUGUUGUAAUACUGGGAUGACAGCAGGAAUGGCCAAGGCCAUUGCCAGAAGAUGCCAUGCAUGGACGUGUCAGCUUGGGGUUCUUCUAUAAUUAAGUGCCAGAGAAGAAGUUGAUGUGAAAAAGAAAGGGUUCUUCCUUCUUUGUAGAAGGUUCUUUGUUAAUUAGGGUACUUCAGAUUCUGAGAAUUUUUCUUCUCUGAUUCUCCUCAAUUGGAGAAGACCUCAGCUCAAACAUGAAGGUUCAUGAGACAAGGUCUCAAUCUCAUUCAGAAGACAGAAUGAUGACAAAGAAGCACAAGGCAGAGAACAAGGGGCAUGAAGCUGAGCACUCUCCGAAGAGGCCGAGGCAGCCACCGCCGGAGAACGACAGCGGCCAUUCUAAUGGGGAGGGUGCUGCACAUAUAGCUUCUGAGUAUGAGGAAUUCUGUAUAGCAAUCAAUGAGCACCUUUCACUUGAUCAUAUGCGCGAAAUUCUGGAUGCCAAUGGCCUAGACUCCUCCGGUUCUGAUACCUCAGUAGUCCGAAGAUGCCAAGACUUACUUUUCUAUGGAGCAUUAGACAAAUGCCCUGUUUGUAGUGGCACUCUGGAGUACAAUGGGAUACGUUUUUCUUGCAAUGGUUCAUACAGUGAGUGGUCAACUUGCACCUUCAGCACAAGGGACCCGCCAAGGAAAGAUGAACCCAUCAUAUUACCAGAUUCUGUGCUCAACUCCCCUGUUUCAGAUUUGCUGAAGAAAUAUCAAGACCCGAGUCACCGUCCCGGCAAAAAUUUAAAAGCAACUGAUAAACCUUUCAUAGGAAUGACUAUUUCCCUGAUGGGGCGUCUCUCACGAACCCAUCAAUACUGGAGAAAAGAGAUUGAGAAACAUGGAGGGAAAGUUGCCAACUCUGUUAUUGGUGUGGCUUGUCUAGUUGCUGCCAGUGCUGAACGAGACCGCGGGGGCACAUCUAAGCUAGCUGAAGCAAUGGAUAGAGGCAUACCUGUAGUGAGAGAAGAAUGGUUGGUAGACAGCAUUGAGAAACAAGAAGUGCAGCCUCUUGAAGCUUAUGAUAUAGUAUCUGAUCUCUCUGUGGAGGGAAGAGGAAUCCCUUGGGACAAACAAGAUCCAAGUGAAGAAGCACUAGAAUCAAUAUCAGCUGAACUCAAGAUUUUUGGAAAGAGAGGAGUAUACAAGGAUACUAAGUUGCAAGAACAAGGAGGGAAAAUCUUUGAGAGGGAUGGCUUACUAUACAACUGUGCCUUUUCCCUUUGUGAUAUGGCCCAGGGACUAAAUCAUUACUGUAUAAUGCAACUGAUUAUGGUACCGGAGAACCGUCUCCAUUUGUAUUACAAGAAAGGUAAAGUUGGUGAUGACCCAAACGCAGAGGAAAGGCAGGAAGAAUGGGAGAAUGUGGACCAUGCCCUGAAAGAGUUUGUGAGGCUGUUUGAGGAAGUAACUGGCAAUGAGUUUGAACCAUGGGAAAGAGAGAAAAAGAUCCAGAAGAAGCCAUUGAAAUUCUAUCCUAUAGAUAUGGCUGAUGGAGUAGAAGUAAGGCAUGGGGCUCUGAGCCUUCGGCAGCUAGGAAUUGCUGCAACACAUUGCAGACUUGAGCCUCUUGUUGCAAAUUUGAUGAAAGUAUUGUGCAGCCAGGAGAUAUACAAGUAUGCCUUUAUGGAAAUGGGAUUAGACUCUCCAGACCUGCCAUUAGGGAUAGUUUCCAAUGUCCACUUGAAGAGAUGUGAGGAAGUCCUUCUGGAGUUCAUUGAAACUGUGAAAACAAUGAGAGAAUCUGGAAGAAGAGCUGAGGCAGUCUGGUCUGACUUCAGCCAAAGAUGGUUUACUCUCAUGCACUCUACCAGGCCUUUCAUUUUCAGGGAUUUUCAUGAACUUGCAGAUCAUGCUGCGUCUGCAUUCGAGACUGUCCGAGACAUAACAGUGGCUUCAAGUCUCAUAGGAGAUAUGAGUGGAGGUACCCUUGAUGACCCUUUAUCAGAUAGAUACAACAAACUGGGCUGUUCAAUCUCUCCUCUGGAGAAAAACUCUGAUGACUACAAGAUGAUCUUGAAUUACCUGGAAAAGACCUAUGAACCUGUCAAAGUUGGUGAUAUUGAAUAUGGGGUCUCUGUAGAAAACGUUUUUGUAGUUGAAUCCAAGGCUUGCCCUUCUCUUGAAGAAAUGAAGAAACUUCCAAACAAAGUCCUAUUAUGGUGUGGCUCAAGAAGUUCCAACAUGUUAAGGCACCUGCAUCAAGGGUUUUUGCCAGCAGUAUGCUCUCUUCCUGUUCCAGGAUACAUGUUUGGCAAGGCCAUUGUUUGUUCUGAUGCUGCAGCAGAAGCAGCUAGGUAUGGAUAUACUGCAGUGGAUAGGCCAGAAGGGUUCUUGGUUUUGGCUGUAGCUUCACUAGGGAAUGAAAUAACAGAAGUGAAGAGCCCACCAGAGGAUACAGAGUCUUUGGAAGAGAAAAAGGUGGGAGUGAAGGGUUUGGGUAGAAAAAAAACAGAUGAAUCAGAGCACUUGACUUGGGAAGGAGACAUCAAAGUCCCGUGUGGUCGUUUGGUUUCCUCGGAGCAUAAAGAUAGCUUCCUUGAAUAUAAUGAAUAUGCAGUCUAUGACCCCAGACAGGUCUGUAUAAGGUUUCUGGUGGCAGUAAGGUUUGAAGAGAAGGAUGCUGUGUUAGACACGGAGGAGUGAAAAGGGAUGUACCAGAAGAAGAUAGCUAUGACAGAA